Molecule: messenger RNA, 9795 nt
Organism: Porites lobata
Lineage: Eukaryota; Metazoa; Cnidaria; Anthozoa; Scleractinia; Poritidae
Source: the annotation of a GenBank genome assembly
AUGGCUGGUUAUCAGGAAAACUUUGUAAGUGUUGUCGAUGAGGAUUUCCAAUGUUGUAUUUGUAAUUUUCCUCUGCGAGAACCCUUACAAACGAGAUGCGGACACCGAUUCUGUCGCGAGUGCCUCGAAGAUGCAUCAACAAGGUUUGAAAAUUUUAAAUUUAAGCUUAUUACGCAUUUAACAUUCGACUCUGAAUAUCAAGCUCUUUUGUUUCUUUCCUUUCUUGAAUGUGUAUUUCUUCAGUGUUUCUUGGUACUAAAAAUUCAAAACGGAGAGAGUGAAAUAUAUUUUCUCAUUAAUAUUAAUGUGAGAUAUUUUUCACUUUUCAAAGCGGGUGUCACUCGGGUGUCUGUGAACUUUGUCUGGGUACUGGGUGGGGUAAGCAGGAGCUUUAUAGCGUCCAUACACCCACAUUUUAGUAUAUUUUUUAAUACGCCCGUGCGUACACAUGUACUUCUAAACUAUGAAUUUUUUUUUAUUUUCGAAAAAAUAAUCUUUUAUCAUUAAAUCGGGAUGACUGAUACAUUUUUUGCACAGCAUUGGUGUGUUUGUGUUAGUAUUUCCUUUAUCCUUUUAUUAUUCCAUAAUUCUGACGGCGUCGCGUCACUGGCCUUUUUUUUCCCUGUAAACACGGUACCUUACUGACAACACUAGAGAUGGGGAAAAUAAACAACAAACUACUGCAUUUUCCUGCAUUUUAAUUCACUGAAAAUGUCCUGUGGAAAAAAACAUAUGUAUCUAUUUUUAAAAUUUUCUGAGGGAGCUGGGAGCAUGCCCCUAGAACCCACUAGGUUGGGCCAUCUUUUGUUCUACAAGUUUUCUCCUCAUGUGCAUACUACUUUAAAAUCUCUUGCUAUGCCCCUGGUAAGGUCAGCCCAUUCUCCCCUCAUCCCCCCCCCGUUUUCCUGGUGUACAAUUUAACUCACUCCAUACCAUCCUACUGCCAUGCUCUACGAUCUGAACACCUGGGACAGGCUAUCCAAAGAUCUAAAGAAUGGUUUCUAUAAAGGUGUAAGGAACAAAUACAUCAUGUAACAGGGGCGGAUCUAGGGGGAGGGUGCAGGGGGUGCGCACCCCCCCUGAGAUGACCUGCGGCUUUCUAAUUAACACUGUGCAGUCGCUUCAGAACUGAUACAAAAGUUGCUGUAAUGUUUGAUAUGCAUUCUCAGCAGCUCACACUACGUUAUUGCCUAGUCAAAAGCCUUCUUCUUCAUACCGAAAAAUUCCGAAAAUAAGCCCAGGGGCUUAUAUUUUUCAAAGGCCCUUUUUGAGGGGCUUAUUUUUGGAGGGGCUUAUCUACGGAGGGAAAUUUGCGUUUCAAAAUCGAUUGGGCUAGCCUUAUAGUUGGAAGUAAAUUUCCGUUUUUGCUUUGUUUUACUUUGUAUUUGAGGGCAAUUUUCUAGGUACAAGCCCCCGGAACGCUUAUAUUUGGAGGGGCGAUUUAACGGAGGGUUUUUUGUGUUACCAGUUUGGGGGGCUUAUAUUUGGAGGGGCUUAUAAAUGCAGAGGCUUAUUUUCGGAAUUUUACGGUAUUCGCUUUUAAAAUUUGUUUACGUCAUCGAUCAGUCAUGCCAUCCCUUAGUGGUGCACCCCCUCCUAAGAAAAAUCCUGGAUCCGCCCCUGUGUAAAUACAACUUUCUUUAUCACCCUAGCUUUUGCCCCUACUGAAAGGAAUCAUUGUCUGAUUUUCAGAGUGACAACAAAUCACUUGGGUAAUUGUCCAGACGCUGAAGAUGCACAAUAUUUUCCUUGCCCCAUGGAUAGUGUGAAGUUAGACCAUAACAAAGUGAGUAUUAAUUUUUGACUGUCAUCAUUAUCUGUUUCGAUCAUAAGCUAAACAAUUAGGCAUUCACAUAACAUGACAUUUUAGGUGACUUAGCUAUAAUAUUAUUAUAUUUGUUUGAUUUGUACGUCCUGGCCUACAGCGUUUUUGGAUCCAGUAGCAGGACUAUUAUAGUAGCUGUACCCUUUUAUUGUUAGUACUUUUUUGUUCUCACAGCGUUCUUUCUGUUUUUGACUGGUUGUGGGAGGCCAGUCAGAUGAUUAAACUGGCAGAACUCAGAAUUCUGCCCCCUUUGAGUUUAGCCACCCAUACGGAUGUUCUUAGUGGUCAUCAUUCGUUCCUUCCCCAUGAACGUAUAAGUGCUGGCUGCACGGUUCAGCAGACAGUCAUUUAUGGGAAAGGAACUUGUGAUACGAUGAAGCCCUAAAAACAUCUGCCUAGGUUAGGCUACUCUGAGUUCUGCUUUGUGUUAUAAUAAUAGGACAAUUGCACGAUGACGAUAUUUGACUACAACUACCAGAAUUCAUUUCGGUUUUGCUUUGUUAUUUAAAUUUGGCAAUCCCGCAGAGGAUUAAAGAACAGUAGCCUUAAUUUGUACAAGAAAACAACAAACUCAAGGAUUCUGGUAGUUGUAGUAAAAUGACGUCAUCAUGCAAUUGUCCUAUUAUUACACAAAGAACCUUGAUUACAUAGGGUGCUUUGAGGGGUAAGGAGGGUAUGAGGUAUCUUGCAGAUUUUUUUGGGAGGGGAGGGUGGGUACUGACAGAAUGCCUUCAAGGUCUGAUUCAGGCCACUAGAUCUACUGUUUUGGAUGUAACUAAGCCGGCAUUUAGAGCCCAGAUUCUAAGGGAUGUGCCUCCAAAAGUGGCAAUUUUUGACACCUGUUGAUCUUGUGUGAAAAUGUCUUGAAAAUAUAAUCUCUUCAGGACCUGAAAUGUUUUUGGUCUGGAGUCCUGGAGCUUUGUGAGAACCCUUGCCCCAUAAUAAAACCUCUUUUUAAAAGUGACAGCUUUUCUAUAAUACUUGAAAGACAAAACGUUUUUGCAAAAGAUUAUUGCACUGUAAAGGAAGGUAAUAACAAAAAAAAUGUGCUUUUUUCUAUAUUCUUUACUAACAUUACUCUUGGUAGGAUGUUUUUCCGGACAAGGCUACCGAAAGAAAAAUUCUGUCAUUCAUCAUUCAAUGUCCAAACCAUGGCUGUGAGUGGACAGGUGCACUUGGAGAAAAAGAUGUAAUUAUAAAAUAACUAAUAAUAAAACGAUAUAUGACACAAUUCAUGGAAACAUUGUUAUACUUAAUGAAAAUGCGUAUUUCACAUCUAUGCUUACUAACAUUUACAUACUGUGCAGGUAUGGGGUAUUCCAAAAGUAGUUACCCACUGACAAUGCUUAUCAAAUUUUGUUUUUAAAUCACAUCAUCUUAACCCACUCCUCUCUCUUUUAAUAGUUUUUAGUUACUCUACAGUUUGUAUGUAAAAAAAUUCAAUUAUUUCUUUUCACAAAUUUCUAAGAUUAUGGCUGCACUAGUAUUUGAUACUGUGCAGCCAUUUAGAAUAUAUUUUAAUACUUAAUGUCAAGUUAGUUCUUUCCAGGGUUCAAUCAAAUAUAGUGCCAUUUUUUUGAGAUUAUUAUUACUUUCUUUUACCAUUAGACACCCAGGCAUGCCAGCUAAUCCUGCAUGAUAGAAACUCAAAAGGAGUGGAAAAGGGAUUAACUGGGCAAGCAGUGUUCCUUCACAGCCAAUUUCCCCCUUCAGGGGCACCCACUGACUGUUUUCUGUGAAAUAUCUGUUUGGAGAAGCAAAUAUUGCCUAGAAUUUUCUAUUACUUGAGGACGGCUAAAAAUUUCUGGAUGAACGUUCCACUCAUGCAUGUACAAUUUUUGAAGCUUAUCUGAUAAAUUCAUUAUGAUUUUCUGAAGUUUAAUCUUCACAUUUCACUUGCUAGUUAGCCUAUUUUUCUUGCGUAGUUACUAAAACCCGGAACGACCCACAACGGCCCACAACGAUCCACAACGAUCCACAACGACCCACAACGAUCCCACAACGACCCACAACGAUCCCACAACGACCCACAACGAUCCACAACGUUGCGUUACAUAAACUGUAACUGACUGAGAACAAUUUACGCCCAUGUGAUUUUGUUAUAUAAUACGUUUUCCUUCAAGUGUGGCACGGAAUGUACUAGGUUUUUCAACAAGGAUUUUAUGAAGAUGUUUUUAAGUUGGCGAGUUUCUUAACUCUAUGUUUUUACGAGGCUGGACAAAUGUAAGUUUUCUGCAAUUUGUUUUCGUUUAUUUGACUGUCUUUUCGCUAGCUAAGGAUUCCCUUCUAAUUUUGUAUCAUUUCGCAAUUUUUAGCUUCAGAUUACCACAUUACUACGUUCUACCGCGUUGUUUUAAUAAAUACUGAAAAUCCAGCCUUUGCCGUGGUUUUGCUCCUUUGACCCAUCGGCCCAGCACUAUUUUAAAUAACGUCAACGUACCAUUCAAAUAUACAUGAGGUCUCUGCCUGUAAAGGGAAGCAAUUACGUACAAUGGAACUCGUGGUAGAUAUAUACAUGAGAUCUCUGCCGUCUUGAUGGUCAUUGUCAUAACACUGCAAUCCCAGUUCGCUUCGCUCGCGCAGAAAUGUUUACGGAGAACAAAGCUGAUGAAACUUUUCAUGUGUCUUAUGCAUAUCUUUAUUCGAUGGUCGGCUGAAGAGACAUCGAUCGGACAUACAAAUGUGUCUCUGAAUGGGGAUUCUUUCUCGUGAAAAGCUGCAUUUACCCAUUUAUUUUGUCCUGUUUUUGACAACCCUAUGAAUGUGUUACCGGACUAUCAAAGGUAUUCUGGGUAGUUGUGAGUCAUUAUGUUUGCUAUUCAGUAUGCUUUUCAAUUUUUGGAAAAAAUUCAAAAGUUAAGUUUUUGAUAUUUUUUUCUUGGGUGGUUUCUUUCGUUGUGGGAUCGUUGUGGGUCGUUUUGAGAUCGUCCUCGGUCGUUUGAAGAUCGUUGUGGAUCGUUGUGGAUCGUUGUGGGUCGUUGUGGGAUCGUUGUGGGUCGUUGUGGAUCGUUGUGGAUCGUUGUGGGUCGUUGUGGAUCGUUGUGGAUCGUUGUGGGUCGUUGUGGAUCGUUGUGGAUCGUUGUGGGUCGUUGUGGAUCGUUGUGGAUCGUUGUGGAUCGUUGUGGGUCGUUCCGGGUUUUAGUAACUACGAUUUUUCUUGGAGAAAAGGAAAACUAAAAUUUUCGGACUCAAGAAUGCAAUGGAGAGAGAAAUCAGAAAAUGUCUCACUUUUGUAAUACUUUAAAUUGCACCUAAAAUUUUGGGGAAAAUAAUACCCAAGCCCUUGUAUUUUCCAAAAGACUCAAUUAAGUUCCCUCAGGAUGACCAAACAGUUACAAAUUUUAUAGCUCCGCUUAGAAUGCACUUCUAGACUUCUAAAAGUACUCUGGAUAGCCUAAACAGUAUUUUCAAUAUAUUUAGGAGGAAACUGUCGUUGGGUGCCCCCUGCCCCUUCCACCUUUAUGUUGUGUACCUGUUCAGCAGGCUUUUAUCAGUUUAUUUUCUGUAACAGUUUUUUUGUCUCAACAGAAUCACAUGGAGUCAUGCUUGCUACUGAUAGUUUCUUGUACUAAUAAUAACUGCACUGAAACCAUGAUAAGAAAAGACCUGGACAAGCAUGUAACAAUAGGCUGUCAGUGGAGAUUGGUGCACUGUUCCUACUGCAAUGAGCCACAGCCUAAAUGCCAGGGAGAGGUAAUAAUAAUAUUAUCACAGCUUUGCUUCAAACCUACAGCACCUUGCAGCCAGCAGAAGCCUUUAUUAAGCUUGCCUGAUUUUGGCAUACUUGGAAAGACUCUGCAUGAAUUGAAAAAGAUCUUUGUUGAACAUGCGCAGCAUGUCGCUGGGAUAUAGUUUUGAACCCAGGCCUAAUAGCCGUGCGCUUGCUACAGAGGUCUUGGUUGUGACCAUAGGUUUCUCAAUAAACUCAAAUAAAUGGAUGCUACACUCAAAAAAACCAGUUUGAAGAGAGAGAACAAGAUUGACUGGUCCAGAAGUUUGGGCUGCGGCCACCUCAAAGGUUUGACGUGAUUCAAGCAGAGCCGCCUUUUUGCUCCCCACUCAGAAAGAUCAAAGGAGGCUGUGCUCGCAUGGUGACACUACAGUAAUCAUUUUGCUUUAGGAUUCCCCCGUAAAUGACAUUUGCUAUCUUUUUUUGCAAAUGAUACUCAGUUGCAUGCACUAACUUUUGCCAAUAAAAAGAAAUUGUCAUUAAUAAUUAUUGUGAGUCUCAACUUCAGUGGAAGUAAAUAUAUUAACCCACAACACGGGAUGUCCAAUACUCACCACUUGUUCAAGUUGUAAAAUCUAAGACUCAGGUGGUACGAGUUGUUAAGUUGUGCAGUUGGUUGAAGUGGUGAAUGUGAUAUGCUUGAGUGAAAGAAAGUGAAGUAUUUACAACAUGUACUUGGCAGCAUCUCAUUAGACAAGCACAGAGAGGGGGUCCUGUCAGUGGUGCAACUCAUACAAGUCAUACAACUGGUGAAAUAUAAGCAUCUCAUUAUCAACGCUUAGAAUUUGUUUGUGUGAGUCGUACCACUUGACAAGGCCUCCCUCACAACAACUUUGCUCACAAAUUUCACUGUCUCUAAUGAGAUGCAAGUUCACCAAUUGCCAUUCAAAUGAGAUGCAGUUUAAACAUGUAAUACCUCAUGUUAUCACACUGAAAUAUCCAAUCACAUGAAUUCAAAGGCUAAUCUCAUCACUUUACCACUCAUACAAGUUGAAACACACACAACAUGACUUUCACAACUUGAGCAAGAGGUGAGUAUUAUUGGACUACCCUCAAACUACACUAAAAAAAAGGUAUAAAUCUUUGGUUUAAAGUCCCAAAAAUCUAUUUCAGGAACACAUUGAUGUGUGUAAGAAGUACCCUGUGCAAUGUUCAGCUGCCUGUGGAGUGGAAGUUCCUCGGGAAAAGGUUUGGUUUUUUGUCUUUUCCCUUGUAACACCAAUUUAUCUUGAUUUUCAAAAGAAACCCAGAAAAUGUUCAGUUGAACUGGUUGCAUUUCUCUAAUCUCUGAUUACUCGAAAGUUGCUUAGGACCUCCAAAACAUAUCAUAAGUUAGCCUAGGACCAGGCUUCAUAGUGGGGGGGAAAAGCAAAAAACGGGGUCAAAUAGAUAAAAUAUUUGGCGAUUUUUUUUCUCCUUUUCCCCCCAAAGCGGAGCCCGGUACCAGGCUAAUCAGAAGUUGUCUUCCCCUUCCACCCUGUGUCACACCCGAGAAGGUCCUGAAGGUCUGGAAAUAGUUGCUUUUAUUUUUUUAAAAUCUAGGGGCAUUAAACCAGGAAUAUUAGAUGAUACUGUAUCUUGAAACUAUGCCAAUUCUUUAAUUUUACUCUUUCUGUCAUUCUUUUUUUUGUAUUAUUUUCUAGAUUCUGGAACACACAGAGAGCAAUUGCCCACUGAUCACUGUUUCUUGUCCUUUUGCUGUAAUGGGCUGUGACGUAAAGGUAGUUUACUUUGUGGUUUUAUAAACUGCAUCCAUUUCAUAAACCUAUUACAAAUAGUGUUUUGCAUAAUUUAUGUAAAAAGACUGAACCCGGUCAUUACUUUUUUUUAUCCCAACAAACGCAUUUUGUGGGUCAAUGUUAAGUCAAUCAAAGAUUGGAUUUAUGUUCGAUUAUACUGUGCGCGUGUUCCUUUAACCCCUAAGCCUUCCCCCCAAUUCUCUUCUUUAGUAAGAGAAAAAGGACGAGUCUGCCACUAUCGCAAAUCUCGUUACAAUUUUUUGGCCGCUGCCAAAAUAUUCAGACGAGUGCUGGAACCUCUUCCUUGUCAACAAAAACAUGUAUUUAGUCACCUCUUGAAAGAAGAAAAAAAAGAUCUUGGGUUGGGUACUGAAUAAAAUAUGAUUGCAAUUGCAAAUGGACCCCAAACCAAGAGUCAUGAGUCAAUGAGUCAGCUCUGCUCGUCGGAAAUUUUGAAUUAAACCCCUAAAGGAGACCGAUCUGUGUGAGGCCCAAACUUUUUUGGACCCCUAAAAGAGACCAUGUUAAAACACAGACAAAUGAGAAAACUUGAGUUACAUGAAUGGCAUAAAUAAAACGAAUUAAAAAUAUACAUAUCAAAUAUAUAUUUUUAUAUUUUUUCGCGUGCAACCCUAAACGAGACCUUCACGGCUAAAUAUGGUGACGUUUUGCCCAGAACACCCUAAGUGAGACCAAGAAUACUUAUCUUUAGACCAGCAUGACAAGCUAAUGAGUAAAAUAGUGACACAGAUAUAAAAGUAGAACUUUCCUUCGCACUCAUAACCGAUUUUCUACUUCAAACCGGGCCCAAACAUCAACACACCGAAUAUCAAAGAACGACUGUUCCCAGAUUUGAGUCUUUGAGCGCUAAGAAAUUCCAUAAUAUAGGUUUAAAAGGGAAUUAAGCACUUUCUUCCGAGGCACUCACAAAAUUUAGGCUGGCUUAUUUUUCGCUUCUGCUAUGCGGCAGGGCCUAGGAACUGCUAACAAAUAGCCUAGGGCGAGAUUUCAUGUCAGAAAUAGGCCUUGUGCAAGCAACAAUGAUGGAGGUAGACAAAAUAAGUAAAAGUAAUGCUUAAUUUUAUUGUUUCUAGUGAAACAUUUAUUUUUUCAGGUCUGACUCAUUGACUCUUUGACUCAGACUCAUUGACUCAUUUGACUCAUUUGAUUUGUCAUGGUCAAUCAAAAGUGAUCGAGGAGUGACGUAGAAAGUAUGUAUUAACGGUGCUGUCAGUGUAAAACGCAGUCUGCGGACUAUUGUUUGGCCAUGCAAAGGAGAACGUGGCAACAAUAGUCCCAUUGUUUUCUAACCCUAAAAACAAUAAUCCGCAUCAGUCCGCAGUCUUCAUUUUACAUGGCCCCAUUAACGGUGUGUGUGAGUAGUGAGAUGAGGGGGUGAAGUGUUAAAGCUGCUCUGAAACAUGGCAAUAGCUGUGUAGCAAAAAUUUCCCGGAUUCCAAAAUCUGGGUUUCCUCACAUGGGUAUCUAUUUAGUAGAUAGCGCAGUUGGUUUCCAUAGCACCUUUUCGCUGGAUAGUGAUUUAUAAGGUAGAUAGCGCUACCUACCUUUUGUAGCGAUAUUUAUUGUUGUGUGUGCUAGGAUUGUUUUAAGUUUUUAAUCUUUGUAGAUCCUGAGGAAUCAGAUUGAAUCACAUCUUCAAUCAUCCUCCAGCCGUCACCUUGAACUUGCUUGUGUCAAGUUACAUAACACUCAGGAAGAGUUUAGAGAGAAGACCAAAGAACUUGAAGGGAAAAUGGACUCGCUUUGUAUGCUACAUGAUGGAAGGAUUUCUACCUUGGAAAAUCAGCUAAAGGAAUUCAAGAAAGUGAAUGAUUUCCUUGUUGAUAAAGUGGCUGCUCAAGCGAAGCAAAUAUCAGCAUUGUAUAUAAAACCACCACAAUUGUCAUGGCGGAUAAAUGACAUUGAAAAAAUCCUGAGUCAAGCGCGCGAGAAAAGAAGCACGGUUUUAGAGAGCUCGCCUUUCUAUUCAGCAAAUCACGGCUACAAAUUGAAAUUGUAUGUGUAUCCCAACGGUGAUGUUACAAACAAACAUAAUUAUCUCUCAGUAUUCGUAGUUAUAAUGGAAGGUGAAUAUGAUUCCUUAUUACCCUGGCCUUUUCAUCAGAAGAUAACUUUCAUCCUUGUUGACCAGCCAGGAGGAUCAGAUGAAAAGAAAAAUAUCGUGAUGGAAUUAACCACUGACCCCACUCUCUCGAGUUGCGCAAAGCCUGUAGCGGGAAAAGUGGUUAAACCCAGUAAUGGGUUUGCCAGGUUUGUGACGCACAAAAACCUCAAGACCCGGAGAUAUAUUGUGAACGAUUCGUUGUUGCUUCAAGUCGAGGUACAUCCACCAAAUUAAUGGAACCCUAUCAACACUCGAUGCAACCCAACUGGUUUACAGAACUGUUAACGAGCAAUUUAAAACUAAUAUAUUUAACAGUAAUUGACCUAACAACAGAACUAUUGCAGUUUUGUUGUUAUAUUGUUUCUUAGGCGAGUAC